AUGGCUGUGCAAAAUAAUUUAUGCAUUCCAGAUCUUAAGGAGAAGUCAGAACAGGAAUACGGGGUGUCAGUAGAGGAAGAAUUUGAUUACUCAAAAAGGGGACAGUGGCUGCAUGCAGUUAAACAAGAUGUGAGAGCCAUGGUUCCUACAGGCUUUGCUGACUUAGUUGCUGGUGUAUGCAGUAUGACAAUUGGUGAGUUUGUUUCAGUCUACUCCCAAAGAUAUGUAGAGGUGGCUCCGGUGAAAAGAGAGACAGUAACUGUGGAAAUCGAGAAAAAUGAGGAAACAUCACCAACAAUUGGACUUGCUGGAAUAGGAGAGGCUGGUGAAGUGUCAGUCGUGGCAGUUAUAGUAGUCGAAUCAACGAAACCAGUAGGAGUUGUAUUGUCACUAUUGUCAACAGUAGCAGUAGGAGCUGCGUUUUCAGUGGUGUCAACAGCAGGGGGAUCUGAUGACGACAUGACUGGUGUUCUUGGCAAGUGA
Molecule: messenger RNA, 483 nt
Organism: Lactuca saligna
Lineage: Eukaryota; Viridiplantae; Streptophyta; Magnoliopsida; Asterales; Asteraceae
Source: the annotation of a GenBank genome assembly